Messenger RNA from Lethenteron reissneri (Far Eastern brook lamprey), 2569 nucleotides. It is a transcript of the gene MTX2, whose product is annotated as metaxin 2. Gene Ontology annotation, biological process: mitochondrion organization. The record is from RefSeq and is a predicted model, not a curated record. Gene Ontology annotation, cellular component: cytoplasm; SAM complex. Lineage: Eukaryota; Metazoa; Chordata; Hyperoartia; Petromyzontiformes; Petromyzontidae.
CGGAAGUCCUCGCGCGGGGUAUUGUGGGAGCGGCCCCGGCGUGUCCUUGGCGAAUCCGAGUCACUAUCCCGUGUGUCUCACUCUCCGUGUCUUUCUGUGUCUUUCCCCGUGUCUCUCUCUGUGUCUCUGUGUGUAUUUCUCUCACGUGUCCCUGUCUCUCCGUGUCUCUCUCUCCCCGUGUCUCCCUCUGUCUCACUCUCACGUGUCUCGGUCUCUCUGUGUGUGUGUCUCUCUCACGUGUCCCUGUCUCCCUCUGUCUCUCUCUCACGUGUCUCUCUCUGUCUCUCCGUAUCGAACUCUCCCACGUGUCUCUGUCUCUCCGCGUGUCUCUCGGCGUGCGCUUCCGUCGCUUCGCAUACCACAUCGAGUCUCUUCCCCACACGGUCCCCUCCUAACCACACACCCCACGCGCCCUGCCCGCCGUGUUCUCGUGCCCCCCCUCCCCCCGUGUCUCUCCCCCUCCCGUGCCCCCCCCCCCCCCCCCCGUGUCUCUCCCUCCCCCCGUGUCUCUCCCUCUCGUGUUACCCCCACUCGUCCCUCGGCCCGCGAAGAGGAGAGGGUGAGUCUCAGGAUACUGCGAUGCUGGCCGCGGAGAGCCUCGUCAACCAGAUGGCGGCUGCCGAGCCGUGGCCGGAGAACGCUGCCUUUUACCAGCCGCUGAGAGGUGAGCAGAUUCUGGUAUCGGACGCGGCAUCGUGCCUGGCGGUUCAGGCCUUCCUGCGGAUGUGCAGCCUUCCCGUGUACGUGGUCUACCGGCCCAACGCCGAGCAGAUGUCCCCUUCCGGCAAGGUGCCCUUCAUCCACGUUGGGAACCACGUGGUCUCCGAGUUGGGUCCCAUCGUGCAGUUUGUGAAGGCAAAGGGCCAUUGCCUGAGCAGCAGCCUGGACGAACAGCAGAAGGCAGAGAUGAAGGCCUACAUGGAGCUGGUGAACAAUGUUCUUCUCACCGCCGAGCUCUACAUCCUGUGGUGCGACGACACCACGUGCAAGGAGAUCAGCCGACCACGGUACGGCUCCCCCUACCCCUGGCCUCUCAACCGGCUGCUCGCCUACCAGAAGCAGUGGGAGGUGCGGCGCAAGAUGAAGGCCCUCAGCUGGGCCAGCAAAACCCCGGAGCAGGUGCAUGACGAGGUGAACCAGUGUCUGCGAGCGCUGUCGCUUCGGCUCGGAUCUCAGGCCUACUUCUUCGGCCGCCAGCCGACGGAGCUGGACGCGCUGGUGUUUGGCCACCUCUUCACGCUGCUCACCACGGAGCUGUCGAGCGACACGCUCCCCGAGCUCGUGCGCGCCUACCCCAACCUCGCCGACCUGUGCCAGCGCGUCGAGCGCCAGUACUUCCGCGAGCCUGGCGAUGACACCACCGCCUCCACCGAGGGCUCCAGCGCGUGAGGUCCCCGACGGGGGCCCCGGGGGGGGGGGAACCCGACGGCGGUUGGUUCCCCGUGGCUCGUUGCCGACGGGAAGAGCGAGUGACACCGUGCGCACAGGAGGACGUCUCGUGUUGGCGCGUUUGUUUACACGCCACACUAGGUACUUGUUUCAAGCGUGCGACCAACUAAGGAGAGGCCCUGGACAGGUCGAGAUCUCGCUUUCCGCUGAUAUUGUUCGCUUUGGCCAAGAAUCGAACUUUGGUUGGUGUGCUGUGGUGUGGCAGUGUGUGUGUGUGUGAGUAGUGGUCGUGCAGUGGUUAGCACAGUAUUGGACGUUUGCAACAAACUGAAUUCGAUUAAAACACUGCUUCGGUGGAGAGUGGUGUCUUCAUUUGUCCUGGGCCUCAUCUAGGUUGACUCGGCCUUAAAUGAGUUAACCUGGCAUGGCGUGUAAACACCAGCACGGGAGAGACAAACACGGCCCGUGGUGGUGGUGGUGGCGCUCACCACCGCUACGUGCACAGUGCCAGCUGCGAUGGGUUCUCGCUUAACAGCACUUGCCCCCCACCGUCUGUGAGGCUACACGGGGGAUCUUUGUGUGUGUGUGUGUGCGCGUGUGGGUCUCCUGGGAUGACCCUGCAGCGAGACGCGCGGGGUACUGAUCUGUCUAUGCUUAUACUGGUCCCUCCGUCAACAAUAAACGUUACACUGAUAUUGAACGUCACUUCGCGCCCCAUAUUGAACGAUUCCUCCCAAGUUCAUCGUUACUACCCAUAUUUUAUUAAACUGCCACGUGUUGUUUGUUUGAGUUGGUGGAAACGAGAUUCCAGCCGAGUGCUGGAGAGAGCGAGCGAGCGAGCAUUGCCAUGUUAAUGUGGCGCGCGCCUUGUUUCGUGCUGUUGCUGUGGUGUCUUUCACACGCGUGCACGCGCGUACCGCCAUGUGCCAUGUGUAAAUGUUUGUGCAGGUACACAGGAAACGUGCGGCCGCGAGCGUCGAUUAGCCCAGUUUGAUGAAAGUGAUUUGAUGGGCCAGUGGCGAUUCAUCAGUUGCAAAAAACAACCAGUUCCAGUGAGCUCAUUAUUAUUAUUAAAGACAUCUGCUUCAUUUUCUCCUGCGGGUUUAAUGAGCUGCCUUAUUAAAUUCAAAGAACGAAUUUAGUAUCUUGGAUGAAAAUAAAGAUAUAUUCGAAUGGAGUA